Lynx canadensis (Canada lynx) is the source of this 2581-nucleotide messenger RNA. RefSeq names its product cytoskeleton-associated protein 2-like. The record is from RefSeq and is a predicted model, not a curated record. Gene Ontology annotation, biological process: negative regulation of microtubule depolymerization. Gene Ontology annotation, cellular component: microtubule cytoskeleton. Lineage: Eukaryota; Metazoa; Chordata; Mammalia; Carnivora; Felidae.
AAAAAAGAGCUUCUGUUCCAAAUGUAGGAUAUUAAUUACCUUAUAUCUUCUUACUCUGUGUGUGUGUUUGUUGUUAAUUAUAUAAAUUUCUAUUACACACAAGUCAUUGUGGAAGGUUUUGCCAAACAUACACAUUAGGUUUAUUCAGUUUAAUUUUCUAAGACCUAAUGAUUUUAAAAUGGUAUAAUAAGAGGUUUAAAUUUUUGUAAAAGAGUUUGCCGCUGCCUUGGCUUGAGCAGUGCGGGACUGUCAGGGCCGAGACGCGUCCUCCGCCCGCAGCAGCCAUGAGCACCCCAGCAGUGCCCCGGGAGCUACAACUGCCCCCGAGCCAGAGGGCCCAGCCCGAGUUCAGAGAACAAAGAAGACAGAAACUCAAGGAACAUAUGUUAAAAAGAAAAACGUUUUUUGCAUACAAGGAGGAAAAUCACAUAUCCAGUAGAGACCAGAAAGUGAUGACCUCUGAGGGCCAGGUCCAUGAAGAGACAAAAGUUCUGAAAUUUAAAAGAAAAAUGGCUGGUAAAGAAAAUGUCAGUAGACCUCCCGGGAGCAAAAAUAAUAUAACAAUGGAAAAAAAUUGUAUUCCUUUAAGGCCUUCUAAUGAACUAACCAAUUCAACUAUAGCAAUUGAUACACCUAAUUCUGAGGAUAAUAAUCAAACUGGGCAGUUGGUACCAAUUAAAGGUGACCCUCCAGGUCAACACAUGAUAUUAAGCCAAGUGUUUCAUCUUAAAAACAACAAUAAAAAGAAACAAAUAAUGACAGAAAAGCCAAAGCAAGAUGCUAACAUGUCCAAGAAGCUUGUGCGUGGAUCUUACCAUGGCCAAAUUGUUCAGUCUAAGAUUAAUUCAUUUAGAAAGCCUCUACAAAUCAGAGAUGAGAGUUCUGCAGCAAUAAAGAAACUUUCGACUACAGUCCCUAAAGCUACAGAGCCUCUGCGCACAAACAGCAGCAGUGUGACAGCGAAAAGCGAUAGAGCCUCUAACGUGACGACUACCACUAAACUUGUGAGCACUACAAUUCAGAACAGACAGCUUCUGCGACCUCCUAUUAGAAGUCACCGCGACAAUGCUCAGGACGCUGUGAGACCAGGCAUCGGUAGAAGCUCGGCCAAUGUUACGAUUCGGAAAGGACCUCGCGAGAAAGAGUUAGUGCAAUUAAACACAGUUUCAUCUAGUGCCAAAACCGGUUCUCAGGAUAUAGAAAGAAAGAAGACACUAACAAGAAGCGUGAAGUCUGAAAUCGUAGCCAGGCCUGUUUCAUCUUCUAACACCAAACUGAUAGAAAAGUCGAAAAACGUUGACCCUCGCAGGCAUACAAUAGCAAAAGCAACUAUUGAUAGAUCAGCUCAGCCCAAAGAAACAGCAGAAGAGAGAAAAGCUCGUCUGAGUGAGUAGAAAGCUGGCAAAAGGAAAGUCCUGAAAAGGCCUCCUAGCUCAGGAGUUACCCAGCCGGAGCCUGAAGGGCAACACGAAAACCCAGUUGGGUCCUUUUGGACUACCAUGGUAGAAGAAGAUGAACAAAGAUUAUUUACCGAAAAAGUGAACAAGACAUUUUCUGAAUGCCUAAACCUGAUUAGUGAGGGAUGCCCAAAAGAAGAAAUAUUGGUCAUACUGAAUGACCUGAUUAAAAAUAUUCCGGAUGCCAAAAAGCUUGUUAAAUAUUGGAUAUGCCUUGCACGUAUUGAACCAUUCACAAGUCCUAUUGAAAACAUUAUCACAAUCUAUGAGAAAGCCAUUCUGGCGGGCGCUCAGCCUAUUGAAGAGAUGCGACAUACCAGAGCAGAUAUUCUGACAAUGAAGAGUCAAGAAAAAGUUAAAUAUGGAGAAAAUGUUGAGGAGGUUUGUGCAACCAAGGAAUACAUCCAUGAAGUCAGCACCGAAGAUAGAGGGGUUAAUCUAGAGUCAGGAAAACCAGAAAUGGAAAAGAAAACUAGAAAUGUGGUAUUCCAGGAUGAUGAGAAAGAGCAAGAUGACAAAAUAAACGAUUCAACCAAUGAUGUUAAAACCCCCAGUACAGAAACCAGGGGGAGUUGCUUAAUUAAAUAUAAUGUGUCUACUACACCAUACCUACAAAGUGUAAAAAAGAAGAUACAGUUUGACAAUACAGAUUCUACAUUUAAAGAGCUAAAGUUUCUAACACCAGUGAGACAUUCUCGACGUAUUCAAGAGAAGACUUCUAAAUUGCCAGAUAUGUUAAAAGACCAUUAUCCUUGUGUGUCUUCAUUGGAACAAUUAACAGAGUUGGGAGGUGAAACCGAUGCUUUCGUAUGCCGUCCCAAUUCAGCACUAUGCCCGAUGUUCUCAGAGCCUGGAACAGCAGAAGAGAAAUAAAGUGAUGAUGAGAAAUGGGGUUUUUAUUGUUCCUGGGGUAUUUUGUUUGCUUGUUGUGGCUUUGUGUGUCUCUUAGGAGUGGGCCAAGUACCUAAGUAUUCAUGGCAGUAAGCUCUCUUACUGAUGUUCAAUACCUUAUAGCAGGUAUUGCCUUCUGGGCAGCAGAGAGCUAAUCCUACCUUUUCGAUCUUAGCAGAGGGAGUUUCUAAGAUGGUAAAUUUGUCAAGUAGUUUACUAUAUUCCUUGGCUAU